ACAGUCACAACGAACUCACUAUCCUGAAAGGAUCUACAUUUCUUGUUUGAGAAACAUUACUGAGAAAUAUUAAAAGAUGAAGUCCCUGCUCGUCGUAGUACUGUUGGCAGCGGCAGCCUCAGCCGCCAUCGUCAGCCAGGACAUAGCUGAAGCACCUGAGGCAGUCGUCACAUAUGAGAGCGUUAUGUAUAGCGAUGAUGCUGAAGUGGCUGAAGUAGAGGCUGGUAGCAAAAGCGUAGACAUCGAGACUCGUCGCAACCUCAGCGUGGGAACCAUCGGCAACAGCAGGCUGCUCGCAAAUACUCAACACAUCAGAGGCGCUAUCGCGAACACAAUUCUCGUCCACAACGCUACUUUCAAUUUCGCCUCUAGUAUCAGAAUAGCCGCGAUCCGAGUGACGCGAGUGGGAGCCUCACAGAACGCGACCCCGUCCAUUGUGUCUGGAGGUCUGAACCGUAACUUUGUGACAAUCAGAAUUACGUCCGCUAGAGGCCGCGGCUUCAACUACAGAAUCCAGAUCUACGGACGUUAAACUGCUGCAAGUGACGCGCUCCUAGAAGUGGGAGAAAAUACUGAUUAGUUUUAAGAUUGAUUUGUGAUUUUUAAUGUGUACAAUAAAUGUUUAUUAUUUCACAAAGUU
Molecule: messenger RNA, 640 nt
Organism: Spodoptera litura
Lineage: Eukaryota; Metazoa; Arthropoda; Insecta; Lepidoptera; Noctuidae
Product: putative salivary secreted peptide
Source: RefSeq, a predicted model, not a curated record